Olea europaea var. sylvestris is the source of this 2598-nucleotide messenger RNA. RefSeq lists its product as uncharacterized. The transcript has 2 exons. Bases 200 to 1906 code for a protein of 568 amino acids. The record is from RefSeq and is a predicted model, not a curated record. Lineage: Eukaryota; Viridiplantae; Streptophyta; Magnoliopsida; Lamiales; Oleaceae.
UUUCUCUCCUCCCGAUUAUUACAAGAUUCUGCAGGUGGAGCGCUUUGCACACAUCAAUACAAUCAAGAAACAGUACAAGAAAUUGGCUUUGACACUGCAUCCGGAUAAGAACCCGUUUGCGGCAUCUGAAGAGGCGUUUAAGUUGGUUGCUGAGGCGGUUCGGGUUUUGUCAGAUAAAAUUAGGAGGACAGAAUUUGAUAUGAGGCUUAGGAUUGCGAUGCAGACAGAGGCAGGUGAAGGAGCUGAGAGAAUAGAAGAAACGUUUUGGACGGCGUGCUCGACUUGUAGGUUGUUGCAUCAGUUUGAGAAGAAGUAUUUGGGGCAUAAUUUGAUGUGUCCUCGGUGUAAGAAGAGCUUUAAGGCUGUGGAGGUCCAGGAGAAUUCCGAAAAUGAAGAAAAUGUAGGUGUGGAAGAGAAUGGAGCCACGCCAACCAGAAUUAGUGUUAGGAUCAGGGAGAGGGUUAAGAAAGGUGGGAAACUAGGUGAUUUGGAGAAAGGUGGUUUUGGGGGGAAGAAAAUUAGUGGUGUUGCAGAGUCGUUGGAGAGGUCAGGGCAGAAAGUAAAGAAAAAUGUGGGUGGAAAUGGUGUGUUGGCCAUUAAUUUGAGGUCAAAGAGAGGGGGGAAGGUCAGAAAUAUUGGUGGAAGGGGUACUCGUGGGAAUGGUGGACUGACGUUGAAAAGAGUAGAAAAGGUGGGAAAUUUGGAAAAGAAUGGGGAUUCGAGUAAUAGUGAUGGUGUUUUAAUUAAGGAAUUAAGGUCGACGAUAGUAGGGGGGAAGGUAAGAGAUAAGGGUGAGGAGAUGAGAAGCAUUGAGGUUGAAGCAGUAGAAAGUGAAAGGGCCAAGAGAGCAAAGACUCGGGAAGAAGAAAUGAUGACUUUAGCUCAAAUGCAAAUGUUGGUGAAGAAGAAGGCAGAUGUGGAGAAGUUGAAGUUGGAUGAUGUUAAGGAAAGACCAGAUGUGGAGGAGGAGAAGUUGAAGGUGAAAGAAAAGGAACGAGAAAAGGAGAAGUUGAUUUUGAAGGAGAAGAAUGGACAAAAGGAAAAAGAGAAGGUAAAUGAAAUGGUGAACGUAAGCAAGAAGAGGGCGAGAAGCAGGAUUUCGAAGGAAAACUGUUUGGAUAUUAUGAAAAUAAGAGCUUUAGAGAGUACUGUGGAUUUAGACAUUGAGGGGAUUAGCGCAUCGAAAAAGGUAGAUUUGGAGAUAAUGCACGUGGAAGAUUCAGAUUUCUAUGAUUUUGACAAGGAUAGAAGAGGGAGGAGCUUUAAGAAAGGACAAGUGUGGGCGGUAUACGAUGAUGACGAUGGAAUGCCAAGGCAUUAUGCACUGGUUGAUGAAAUUGUUUCUGUGAAUCCAUUUGAGGUGACAAUAAGUUGGUUAGACUUUCAAAAUAAUGGUAAUGAGGUGUGGACUGGUUCAGUGAAAACGGGAUUCCAUGUUUCAUGUGGGAGGUUUAAGGUCUCUAGGAAGACUUCAGUUAAGUAUCUCAACAUGUUUUCUCAUGCUGUGGACUGUGAAAGAGCGGCCAGAGAACUGUAUAGGAUUUAUCCAAAGAAGGGCUCAGUUUGGGCGCUCUAUAAUGAAAACACAUUAAAUGCUGAAGGAAUGAACCAAGGGGUUAUGGAUAAGCCAUGUUUCGAUAUUGUUGUGUGCUUAACUAGUUUCAGCGACGUUUAUGGCUUGAGUAUUGGUUACCUUGAGAAGGUUCAUGGGUUCAGGACAAUCUUUAAGAGAAGAGAAGUUGGGGCUACUGCUAUUAAAUUGCUAGAAAAAGAUGAUAUUAAGCUAUUUUCACAUCAAAUUCCUGCAAGAAAACUUUCUGGAGAUGAGGCUUCAGGCCUUCCUAAGGAUUGUUGGGAACUGGAUCCGGCUUCACUUCAAUCUCAGUUGCUUAAUGGCUGUACUUAGUCGAAUCUAGCUGGUGAACAAGAAAUAGGACGCUUGCAGUGAAAUGUGAAUGUACAAUUCUUUCUUUUGUUGCUCUGUAUAUGACCUGCAUUGUGUACUGAACUGCUAGAUGAUAUAUUAAAGAAGAGUGUGUGUGAAAUACAAGCAGGGAGCGUGUAUAUGCUGCAAAAACGUGGAUUGGUUCCCCUUAUUUUGUCGGAGUCCUUGAUUAGAAAAACUCAUCUUGCCACAGUUGAACCUUUUGGGUGUGAUGCUGGAGCAUAAAUAAUUUUUCAAUGGGACAAAUAAAAAUACCAUUUGUUAGUAUCAAUGUUUAUAUGUAUAAUGAAUCAUUGAAUUAAAUUGAGUUCAUAGAGUUCUGUGUGCUGGACGUGUCUUAGAAGUGAACUUCAAUAUCUAGAUAUUUGUAUUUGGGGAAGUGUUUGCUCCGCAGUGUCAACCUAGAGAGGUACGCCUGUAACUUUAUUUUGGGGAAAAUCAACUCAAAAGGAUCAGAUUUUGGAAGAAAAGGAAGUACUUGAUAGGGUCUUAAGAGUUUACUUCUUUUUAUCAAUCAACUGUAUAGCUUGGUUGCAUUGUGGUAAGCGAGUAGCAAUGCCAAGUGGAGUCAAUUCCUUCUCUUGUUGGAUGAUUCUUUUCCUCUGUUUUUGCUUCUAUCUCUUCUUCCUCUGAGUACAUCAAAUUUGGUAUCG